AUGACCUUCUAUUUAUUAUUAAUUCUAUUAUUACUAUUAUACCAGCAUACGAAUGUCCAAGCAGGAAAUUCUGCUCUGUGUUUUUUAACAGAGAGACCAAGUUUUGAAACAAUUGAAUUUGCUCAAGAAUUGGCUCAAGAUGCAAUAGAAUAUGAUCUUGAUGUAUUUAUUAUGAUUGAUGAUAAUAAUUUUAAUAUAUCUACCAUAAAUAUUUUGUCUAAUGUUCGAUUAAUCCAAAUUUCAAAUCAAGAAUGUGUUCAUUAUGGUUAUCAAAAAACAAUUAGUUUAACAAGUACAUGGCGAGAAAUUACAUCAUGGGACAAAACUCUUCUCUAUUUUACUUUACUCAAUAACAAUUAUACAUUUGUUUGGUUAAUUGAAAAUGAUGUUUUUAUUCCGAGUGUCCAAGCAUUUCGUUCAUUACAUCAACUUUAUUCGAAUACUAGUGAUCUUAUUGUUCCACGUAAUGAAAUUAAUUUAUUAGGUAAUACAUCAACUUGGCUAUGGUCAAUGGAAGUUGGAAAACUUAUUCUACCUUGGUCUUGUUCAAUGGUUAAUGUAGUUGGAUUAAGUCGACGAAUGUUAAUAGCUAUUGCUGAUUAUGUUCAUUGGUUAGGCGAAGUACCAUUUCAUGAAUUUUUCUUCAAUACAUUAGCUAUGCAUUUAAACAUGACUGUAGUUACACCAACUGAAUUAAGUACUAUUGUCUAUCAAACAUUUUAUUCUUUAGAACAAAUAUUCAAACAACCAAAUAAUUUAUGGCAUCCAUUUAAAGAUCUUGCAAAACGAAAAUUAUGGCGUAAAAUGUUGGUUAAUGAAAGUUUAAAAAAUAAUAAUACCAUUCAAUUGAUUGAUUUAGAAGUCUUAUGUCAUAAUAAUCAAAGUAUGAGAAAUAUUGAACAAUAUUUAACAAAUUUACUUAUAAAAUUCGAGAAAUAUAAAAGUCAACUCUCAUCAGUUAUUCGUGUUUCAUUACGUCAAAAUUUUUGUAAUCUUGCUGAACAAUGUGAAAAACAAAAUGCUUCUAAAGAAGUAAUAUCAUUAAUAAAGAAACUUGCUGAUCAUGCUUAUAAGUUACCUGAACUUCCAGUAGAAAAAUUGAUAAUAACAAAAAGUAAACAUCAUUUAAAACUAGAACAAGCAUUGGAAGAAAAUAAAAAAACUAUUUUUCGAUUACUAUCAAAUUCUUCCACUGUAGUUGAACUUAGAAAGCAGACGAAUUAUUUAAUAAAAGAGUUAACAUUGGAAAUAAAACGAGAAUUCAAUGAACAACAAGAAUUUCAAAAUUACACUGAAGAAUCAUCAUUAUCUUUUUCUUUCGUUACUACUCCUAUUAGUACAGUUGGUUCAUCUGAUGUAAUUUUUUCUACUGAAAUGACAACUAUGAAGAUAAAUAAAAGAUUUUAUGUAUUAACAAUACAAAAUGAAAAUCGUAUACUUGAUUCUAUUGAUGAUAAUAUAAAAAUAUUGUUUUUAAUAUUUAGUUUUUGUACCUUAUUUAUUUUAUUCCAAUGGAAAAAAAUAUAA
Rotaria sp. Silwood2 is the source of this 1527-nucleotide messenger RNA. The record is from the annotation of a GenBank genome assembly. Lineage: Eukaryota; Metazoa; Rotifera; Eurotatoria; Philodinida; Philodinidae.